Messenger RNA from Tripterygium wilfordii, 746 nucleotides. RefSeq names its product 40S ribosomal protein S27-2. NCBI's taxonomy places the organism in Eukaryota, Viridiplantae, Streptophyta, Magnoliopsida, Celastrales, Celastraceae. The record is from RefSeq and is a predicted model, not a curated record. Gene Ontology annotation, cellular component: ribosome; cytosolic small ribosomal subunit. The transcript has 4 exons. Gene Ontology annotation, molecular function: RNA binding; structural constituent of ribosome. The coding region runs from base 135 to 395 and encodes 86 amino acids. Gene Ontology annotation, biological process: ribosomal small subunit assembly; translation.
CUAUUAUACCCUCAUGCGGUGUUGCCCUAGAUUUAUUUUCGUCAUCUGACCCUUUUGCCGCCUCUCUUCUAGUGCGACAUCCUAGACCUCUCCUUAAGCAGAAAUCCUAGUUGUUCUGUGGAAGCGCGAUCAACAUGGUUCUCCAAAACGAUAUUGAUUUGCUUAACCCACCAGCCGAGCUUGAGAAGAAGAAGCACAAGCUCAAGCGCCUCGUGCAGUCCCCUAACUCAUUUUUCAUGGAUGUCAAGUGUCAGGGUUGCUUCAACAUAACCACUGUGUUCAGCCACUCCCAAACUGUUGUGGUGUGUGGGAACUGCCAGACUGUGUUGUGCCAGCCUACUGGUGGCCGUGCUAGGCUUACUGAAGGGUGCUCCUUCAGGAGAAAAGGAGACUGAUCUGUCCUUGGCAAAUGCCAUUUGAAUUGAUAGUGCUAUUUAAGCAAAGGAACGGGGCAAUUGUGGUUUUGUUUCAGAUUUUGUUUUUGUCUUUUAAUGGGUAUUGGUUACCCUUCUAGGUUUGGAUUUUGAAUUUUGAGAGCUGCAGAACUAUGUUAUUGUUGCAGUUUAAUUUUAUGGGUAUUUCAGAUUGAGAAACAAUUUAAUCAUUCACUGUUUGGAUCUCCAUAUUUGAACUCGCACUAUUUUAUUAUUAUUAGUUGUGGACGCAUAUUUGUAAUGAACCUGCUUGCUACUUUGUCUUAAUCGAAUGAAAUGCAGAUUAUAAUUAUACAAAUCUGCAAUGAGUAA